Molecule: messenger RNA, 367 nt
Organism: Phodopus roborovskii (desert hamster)
Lineage: Eukaryota; Metazoa; Chordata; Mammalia; Rodentia; Cricetidae
Gene: Gng4
Product: G protein subunit gamma 4
Exons: 2
Coding region: 9-236 (75 amino acids)
Biological process (GO): G protein-coupled receptor signaling pathway
Cellular component (GO): heterotrimeric G-protein complex
Molecular function (GO): G-protein beta-subunit binding
Source: RefSeq, a predicted model, not a curated record
AACACAGAAUGAAGGAAGGCAUGUCUAAUAACAGUACCGCCAGCAUCUCCCAGGCCAGAAAAGCUGUGGAGCAACUGAAGAUGGAAGCUGGCAUGGACAGGGUGAAGGUCUCCCAGGCAGCCUCAGACCUCCUGGCCUACUGUGAAGCCCACGUGCGGGAGGACCCCCUCAUCAUCCCAGUGCCUGCCUCGGAAAACCCCUUCCGGGAGAAGAAGUUCUUCUGCACUAUUCUCUAACACCCGUGGUGACCAAACUGGCCCUUUCCUGCUGUAAAAGUCCCGAGUAGAGACCGUGCACGCUCCCGUGUAGAGGCAUGCCUCCCAUACAUACCCCAUCCCUGUCCAACCAGUUGUGAUCUGGGCUCAUC